ACAUUUGAGAUAGAAAGUUUGACGUAUUGACGUUUACGAUUUACCUCAGCACAGCAAAACGUUUACUUAGUGGAACUGCUUUUAAAAUAAUCAAAUAGAUUAUUUAAUGUGUGUAAACAUUAAACUGUAAAUUGGGUCCGCGGCGAGUCAAGUUGUCACUUUUAUCGGAACUGACAUGUGGCACUGAAAAGAAACUUUACUUUGAUUUUUGUUUAGUUAAAAUGUUUCGAAGUAAAAUAAGAAUACACACGUGUCGCAUUAUAUUAUUAACAUCGUUAGUUUGGUUGCUAGUGGACGUCGCGCUCUUAGCUAUCUACUCCGACUGCUUCGGCGAUGGUUGUGGUAAAAAGACAAAUGAAGUUGUUGUCAGGAGUAAAGAUGCAGAAGAGCUGCGUGGUAAAAGGGGUGCAAUAGCAGCCGCUUUAAGAAGUAAAGCAGAAGAUGAUGAAACUAAUUUAGAAGAGAAUGAAAUAGAGCAGGAUAUUGGUGAUGAGGGGUUAAUGUUGGCUCCAUAUCCAAAGUCACGGCUAAAGAGGUGGUCAGUGGUGCGGCCUGUGAAGCCGCAAGGAGACUCUCCUGGAGAAAUGGGUAAAGCUGUGAACAUUCCAAUAGAACAAGAGAAACUUAUGUUGGACAAAUUCCAGGAGAACCAAUUUAAUUUGUUAGCUAGUGAUAUGAUCUCUUUGAAUAGAUCACUAACUGAUGUCAGAUUUGAAAAAUGUAAAGGAAAAUCGUACCCAGAUUUAUUGCCUACAACUAGUGUUGUGAUUGUCUUCCACAAUGAGGCUUGGACAACUCUUAUCAGAACCAUUUGGAGUACUAUAAACCGAUCACCUCGGCCAUUGCUCAAAGAGAUUAUUUUAGUAGAUGACGCAAGUGAAAAAGAACACUUGGGCAAAAAAUUAGAGGACUAUAUAAAAACGCUGCCAGUGCCAACGCAUCUUUUCCGAACGGAAAAUCGCUCAGGACUUAUCAGGGCCCGGCUUUUGGGCGCAAAACAUGUACAAGGAGAUGUUAUUACGUUCUUGGAUGCACAUUGUGAAUGCACGGAGGGUUGGUUGGAGCCUUUAUUAGCGAGGAUAGUGGAAGACCGUACGACGGUGGUGUGUCCCAUCAUUGACGUCAUCUCGGACACCACCUUCGAGUACAUCCAGGCCUCGGAUAUGACGUGGGGUGGAUUCAAUUGGAAAUUAAACUUUAGAUGGUACCGCGUCCCCGAGCGUGAGAUGUCUCGUCGCGGCGGGGACCGCACGGCGCCGCUGCGCACGCCCACCAUGGCGGGCGGCUUGUUCGCUAUCGACCGAGACUACUUCUAUAAAAUCGGCUCCUAUGACGAGGGCAUGGACAUCUGGGGCGGGGAGAACCUCGAGAUGAGCUUCCGGGUGUGGCAGUGCGGCGGGCGGCUGGAGAUCGCGCCGUGUGCGCACGUGGGCCACGUGUUCCGCAAGACCACGCCCUACAGCUUCCCCGGCGGCACGGGCCGCGUCGUCAACCACAACAACGCCCGCCUCGCCGAAGUCUGGCUCGACGAAUGGAAGCAUUUCUACUACAAUAUCAACCCAGGUGCACUAAACGUGCCCGUUGGUGACGUCAGCGAGCGCAAGGCGCUAAGACAAAGACUCAAGUGUAAGAGCUUCCGAUGGUAUUUGGAGAAUAUUUACCCUGAGAGUCAGAUGCCUUUGGACUACUACUUUUUGGGAGAGAUACGUAAUGCGGAGACGUCCAACUGCUUGGACACUAUGGGCGGCAAAGCGGGACAGCCGCUGGGUAUGGGCUACUGUCAUGGAAUGGGCGGCAACCAGGUGUUUGCUUACACGAAGCGUAAGCAGAUCAUGUCGGAUGAUAACUGCUUGGACGCGGCGCACCCGCGCGGCCCUGUCAAACUCAUUCGCUGUCACGGCAUGCGCGGGAACCAGGAGUGGACUUACGAUGUUAAGACACGCACGAUAAAGCACAGCAACACCGGCAUGUGCCUGGAGAAGCCGGAGACGGGCGACGUGUGGAAGCCGGUGCUGCGCGCGUGCUCGCGGGCGCGCGCGCAGCAGUGGCUCAUGCAGGUCGACUUCAAGUGGCAGGCGCGCCACGCCGAGCGGCCCAGCUAGUCCACUUGAACAACCAUAGACCAUCAAAGUCUUCCCCUGUCGUUAGUAAUAUCAGAUUUUAUUCCUUAUUCCUAUAUCAGAAGUAAUGUAAUUAGAUGUAUCUCGGCGCUCGGCCCACGUGAAUUGUUGACAAUACGAUAAGAAUGCUGUAAGAUUUUCUAUUCCAUAAUAAAAUAUGUAAAAAGUUGCUCAAACUUGGCAUAUAUGCUACAUUGUAAAUUUUACUGUCCUGUUUGUUUGCGUGAAUGUGGAUUUUAUAUCCAAUAUUAUUAUUUGUUGCAACAAUUCAAAUAAAUUGAGAUUAUUUUAAAUUUUUCGACUGGUAACACUCAGAGUUUAUAAAAGCACAAAUCUCCCGAAUAAAAUAUUAAUAAACAACAGUGUUACUGUUAUACUUCCAUUGAGUGUGCUAAGAUAAUAAAUUUAUUUAAAAUACUCCGAAAACUAGAAUUUGAGAUUAUAAAACACCUGUUUACUACAGUUAUAUAUUUUAAAAUUGUUAGUAAAGACAGAUAUAAUGUAAGAGUUACUCGUAGUCUAGUUUGUCUAUGGACAUGUGCCCCUUCCAUUGUCUAUGGUUCGCUGUCAUUGUACAGGGUCAAAAAUAUUAAUUAAACUGUACAAGUGCCUGUCCAUUCCUUGAUAUCCAUUAUUUUUAAAUAGCAUUUAUACAUUUUCCAUAAUCAAAUGUUAAUUCUAGUACACAAUUUUAGUAUGAAAAUUAAGUGUUCAUAGUCUGUUGAUAGAAUUUACUAGUAAUCGAGAUUUUGACUAAUGUUAUGAUAAAAGACGUAGUUUUUUUUACUAGAAAAUUCCCUGGCAGUUAAAUUUGACUAUUUAAA
Molecule: messenger RNA, 2944 nt
Organism: Papilio polytes (common Mormon)
Lineage: Eukaryota; Metazoa; Arthropoda; Insecta; Lepidoptera; Papilionidae
Gene: Pgant5
Product: polypeptide N-acetylgalactosaminyltransferase 5
Exons: 13
Coding region: 222-2102 (626 amino acids)
Cellular component (GO): Golgi apparatus
Source: RefSeq, a predicted model, not a curated record